UGAAUAGAUGUUUGAAUAGAUUAAAUUAAUAUUUUUAUUGAUGAUUAUGAUGAUGAUGUAUAAAAUUGCUUUUAAUUUUAUUUUAGCUAUAAAUAAAGAAUACUUCAUGAUAUAAUUCAAUUAAAGGAGUUUUGCAAUGAAAAGUCUAAUUGAGGAUUAUGCUGACAUUGACAAUGAACAUCUUGGAAUGUUAUAUUCUGGAGACAUGAAUAAAAAUGUCAAAGCAAUAAGGUACAUUAAAAAUCAGAUCAUUGGAAUGAACUCAAAGAAAACUACUUACGUAAGCAUGGGAGUGCUUGAAAGAAUAAUCGAACUUGUGCUGGAAGAUAGCACAGCCAUAGAGUUUGCUAUAGAAGCAGCAGCAGUCAUUGGAAGUUUAGCUCAAGGUGGAACUGAGUCAUUGCAGCGUGUUCUUGAAUCACAAGCAGUUGCUAUUCUUUGCAAAGGAAUUUGUCACCAUGAUGAAAAAUUAAUACUUACUUGUUUGCGUUCUUUACGUACUUGCUAUCUUACUAACCAAGUUCCUCCUGAUCUAAUAUAUGAGGAUGUCAAUUUAGUAUCAUCACUUGUUCAACUAUUAAGAAAAAAUUCUCAGUGUGCUGAAUGUGUAGCUAAUAUUUUGCUGCGGUCUUGCAAGAAUGUUAAAGACCAAACCACUCUAUAUGAUGCUGGAGUUAUUAGUGCUUUAGCUGUAUGGUUAGAUUGUAAACAUCCGUCUGUAUUAAUUCCAGUAGUUGGGACAUUGUCAGUAAUUGUUUGUGCCAAUGAAAUAAUUGCAAAUGAGUUGCUUCAUGAUGAUUGCUAUAGUAUUAUGAGGAAAUUGCUGAUUCUCAUAUCUCCUGAUCAUGCUGAUCCAGUUCAAUUGGAAGCAAGUGCAUGCUUAUCAAAAAUAUUGCGUGCUGCUUCAACAAAAAGUUCUGAUGAAAUUCUCAAGCAAAAGAUUUUAUCAGUCUUGGUGAGAAUGUGUCAUAGUGAAAAGCCUGAUUAUAUUAGAAUUAUUGCAGCCAAUUCUUUAGCAUAUUUCAUUGAAGACAGUAUAACUCUACAGGAAACAGCCUCUAUUUCAAAUCAUCUCAUCAAAAAUAUUGCACUAUAUUUUAAAGUAAAUGCAGAUGUAUCUAAAGAAAAUGCUGACAAAUUAAAAGAGAAUGCAUUUAAAGUUUAUGCUGCACUUUCUGCAAAUGAUGAAAAAAUUAGAAAACAAAUUGUUGAAACAUCCACAAAUUUAAUAACGGAUAUUCAUGAAGCUAUUAAUCAAGAUUGCAAUAUUUCUCUACAAGCAGCAGGUAUGCAGUGUCUUCUGAGUCUUUCUCGCUCUGUUCAACAGUUACAUACCACUUUUCAAGAUUCUAAAUUAUGGGAACCUGUAAUAUCUGCACUGAAAUCGAGUUCUUCUGAUGAUAUAAUAAGUGUUUCUUCUUCAGUGUUGUGUAAUCUACUUCUAGUUUUUUCGCCUUGCAAAGAGGUUCUUGUUGAGUAUGGUGCUUUAGAAGUUUUGCUUGCUUUAAUAAAAAGAAAUGAACCACCACUGCGUGUGAAUGGUGUUUGGGGUCUUAUGAAUUUGGCUUCUGAGACAAACGAAGUUUUGAAAAAGAAAAUUGUUGAUUACGUUGGCAUAUCGAAUAUAUUAAAAUUACUUAAUGAUAGUCAUGUUGAGGUUGCUGUAAAAGCACUUGGUGCUCUAAGGAACAUUCUUACUGGAGGGGAAAAGGAAAUAGAUGCACUUAUGAGUGUUUAUGGACAAGAAAUAAUAAAUUCAAUUCGACCUUUAGUUGUCACCGAAAAUCUCUCCGUGGACUUAAGAGAACAGGUAUUAUGUUUGCUUUCAAAUAUUGCAAAUGGUUCAUACUCAAAAGAAAUUCUCAUGAAUGAAGACUUACUGUUAGCUAAAGUAAUCAAUCAUCUAAGUUCUGAAAGUGAGCAACUGCAAGUUGCAAGUAUAUUUUGCAUAACCAAUUUGACAAGGAAUACAAACGAUAGAUCUGUUUUUCGCCAAAACAAACUUCGAGAACUUGGUGCUGAAAAACAACUUAAAGAUCUUCUUAACUCAACAAACACAAGUUUAAUUGAUAGAGUUCGAGUUGCGUUGCUGCAGUUUUCAACGUGAUGUUAUCUAAUCUUUUACGAAAGUUACGUUUUUUUUAUAUAUUUUCAAAAAAUAUUUUGAAUAUUUUUUGUAUAAUUUAAUUGUUUUUACAUAAUUGUAAUUACAAGUUUUAAAUUUUGUGAUAGAAAAAUUAGGUAAGUUGAAGUUUUGAAUAAAAAAAGUCAGAUAAA
This is a messenger RNA of Hydra vulgaris (swiftwater hydra), 2277 nucleotides long. Lineage: Eukaryota; Metazoa; Cnidaria; Hydrozoa; Anthoathecata; Hydridae. The record is from RefSeq and is a predicted model, not a curated record.